This is a messenger RNA of Ambispora gerdemannii, 1002 nucleotides long. The record is from the annotation of a GenBank genome assembly. Lineage: Eukaryota; Fungi; Glomeromycota; Glomeromycetes; Archaeosporales; Ambisporaceae.
AUGUCAGUCGAACUCGAUCCAUCAACUCAGCUCUCAUUUACCCGUCCCUUCACACAACUCGUUAAAGAGUUAUUGACGGUCAGUAAUCCUAAUCAUGAACCAGUGGCAUUCAAGGUCAAGACCACAGCACCUAAACAAUACUGUGUGAGACCGAAUUCUGGUAGAAUUGAAGCUGGCCAAAGUGUAUCUGUUCAAGUAAUCCUGCAACCAAUGAAAGAAGAUCCUCCGCUAGAUUUUAAAUGCAAGGAUAAAUUUUUGGUUCAGAGUGUUGCCAUCACACCGGAUCGAGAGACAUUAAAUUUACCGGAACUGUGGGCAAUAACCGAAAAGCAAUCAAAAGAAUUGAUUAAAGAGAAUAAAAUACGCUGUAUUUAUCUUCCUGCCCCUGGAACAGUACAAGCAAUUAAUCCCAAUAAUCAACAGACCACAUCUACGAGGGCCGCAUCUCCUGUUGAACAACAAACAUAUUCCGCUUAUCCCACAAUAAGUGAAAAAACAGCGGCGGCCACUGCAUCCUAUGAUGCCCAACCAAUCUCAGCGGUUAAACAUGUUGAACAUCGACCAGCACCAGUUAACGUGACCAAUGGAUAUGGUGGACAUAAUAAUAACAACAAUGUUCCUUCGACACCUUCUAUAAUUGGUACCUUCCCGCAGGACUUAAAAGAACAAAGUAUUCGACCAAUAAAAUCCUACACUAAUAAUAGUAAUGACGCUUCAGAUGACGAGACAGCCCGACUAAGACGUCAACUGUACGAAUCACAAGAAGAGGUUAAAAGGCUUAAUCACAUAAUCGAUACCUAUAAACAGGAUUUGAAUGCCGCGCAAUUGAGACAACGCAAAAGUGAGGAAAUUGCCGAGAAAGCUACCCGGAACAUCUCGUCGGCGAGUGUUGGUUAUCCAGCAAUCAGAACUCAAGAGAGGAUUCCGGAAGGGUAUUAUCCUUUUGAAGUGGUGAUCGGCGCAGCCAUCGGUGCUUUUUUGUUUGGUGUAAUGUUCUUUUAG